Anisakis simplex (herring worm) is the source of this 600-nucleotide messenger RNA. The record is from the annotation of a GenBank genome assembly. NCBI's taxonomy places the organism in Eukaryota, Metazoa, Nematoda, Chromadorea, Rhabditida, Anisakidae.
AUGGACACUGAUGGUGAAAGUGCACUGGAAAAGUUUAAAUCGUUUACAGGAUGCGAGGAUAACGCAGAAUGUGAGCAAUUGAUAGAAGCAUGUGAUGGUGAUGUUGCAAGAGCAGCUGAUCUCUACUUUCAACAGCGCCCAGUCAUAUCGUCAAAGGAUCCUCAAUGUUCAUCAUCAUCUAAUAGUAAUACUGGUCAUGAUACUAAUGCUAACGGUAAUCGACGCAUCACACGCUCGAGUAGUAAGCAUACUCUCACAAACAUGGCUGGUCCUUCAAAAGCACGACAUGCGGUCACAUUCAACGGCUCUACCCGAUCAAGUAUUCUCAACAAGGAUAGCCAAAAAUGCAAUGAAACAGAUGUGCAUAAUGAUGAUGAUUGUAUGAUAGUUGAUGAAGAUGUCAGAGCUCCAAUAGCACCAGUCCGGGGACCGAUUGUUGAGCAGUCAUUCCAUCAGCAGUAUGAGGAUCGUUUGGCUGCAUUUCAAAACGGCACUUCAACAGCAAACGCAGCGACGCGUACAGGUCGUCGAUCGCUACAAGUUCUCUUCCGACCGCCCGUCGAACUAAUCUUUCGUGGCGAUUGGGAAUUGGUUCGUUAA